UUUUACAGCCAUCCAUGAAUUCCCAGAUGAUAUUUUCACCAACGCUGAGAGGAAGAGCGGUGGCGUGAUGCUGCACAUUGUGGCGGCUCUCUACAUGUUCCUGGCCCUGGCGAUCGUCUGUGACGACUACUUCGUGACGUCUCUCGAGAAAAUCUGCGAGAAGCUGAAUCUGAGCGAAGAUGUGGCUGGAGCCACGUUCAUGGCAGCGGGGAGCUCAGCGCCCGAACUCUUCGCCUCCGUUAUCGGUGUCUUCAUCACUCACGGCGACGUCGGAGUCGGAACCAUCGUCGGAUCUGCCGUCUUUAACAUCCUCUGCAUCAUCGGAGUUUGUGGGAUCUUCGCUGGACAGGUGGUCUUACUGACCUGGUGGGCUGUUUUCCGUGACUCUUUCUUCUACAUAUUGUCUGUAGUCGCCCUAAUUGUAUUCAUCUAUGAUGAAAAGAUCGUCUGGUGGGAGAGUCUGAUACUGAUUGUAAUGUAUUUAGGCUACAUUAUCAUCAUGAAGUUUAACACUAGCAUGCAGAACUACUUUUCGGGGAAAGAAGACAAGAGUGUGCCCAAUGGUAAUACGGUCAUCAGCGAGAUGGAGGAUGGUAAUACAUGUUAUGAUCAGUAUUGGGAUGAUCCAUCAUGGCCGUUACUUAGACCAGUAAAGCCCUGUAAAGAGUACACUAGGGGCUCUGUUGUGAUGGUGGACGAGAUGAUAAAUUCAAGCCCUCCACAUUAUCGGUUCCCCGAGGCCGGCCUCAGGGUCAUGAUCACCAACCACUUUGGGCCCAAGACACGUCUGCGCAUGGCAAGCCGACUUAUCAUCAAUGAGCAGCAGCGGCUGGUGAAGAUGGCCAAUGGGGUGGAUGCAGUGCUGGUGGCUGAUAAGAAAGCUGACACCAUGGAAAAUGGCAACGUAGCGGAGGACAAACUCACUGAGGAACAAGAGAGUGAGCUGUCAUCUCCCUUCGUCUUGCCUGGGGGCGCUAUGAAUAAAGUGAAGUUUUUCGUUUCCUGGCCCAUUUUGUUGCUGCUGUUCUUCACCAUACCCAACUGUGCCAAACCACGGUGGGAGCGCUUCUUCAUGCUGUCCUUCUUCCUCUCUACGCUGUGGAUAGCCAUCUUCUCCUACGUCAUGGUGUGGAUGGUCACAAUCGCUGGAUACACGCUUGGAAUCCCAGAUGUCAUUAUGGGUAUAACUUUCCUGGCUGCUGGCACCAGUGUUCCCGACUGCAUAGCCAGUCUCAUCGUCGCACGACAAGGCCUGGGGGACAUGGCUGUCUCCAACACGAUUGGCAGUAACGUCUUUGAUAUCCUGGUUGGACUCGGCGUUCCCUGGGGCAUCCAGACAAUGGCUGUCAACUACGGCUCUGUGGUUAAAAUCAACAGUAGAGGAUUGGUUUACUCCGUUGUUCUGCUGCUGGGUUCGGUGGCUUUAACUGUGCUGGGGAUCCAUGUGAACAAGUGGAGGUUGGACUUUAAGCUGGGCAUAUACGUGCUUGUUCUGUAUGCCAUCUUCCUCUGCUUUUCCAUCUUGAUCGAAUACAAUGUCUUCACUUUUGUCAACCUGCCCAUGUGCCUAGGUGUCUAGGCUAGGUGAUUUCCAUGGGCUUUGAACCAAAAUACCUCCGGGAUAAACCUGCAAUCAAAAUCACCAAUGAUUCUGCUGUUUCCUCUCUCUCUUUAAACUCCCUACUGUUGAAGAAAACCACUGUCUCCCGCUGCACAUUCACACCACUGUGGCUCAGAUGGAAGAACUGCAUUUCCCGGAAGACCGUUGACUCGCAACUUUCUCCAUCAAUUCCAGGAAAUUAAAUUCUCCUUGGCAGCUCUCUUUAUAACUGGAUAUUCUUCUACUUCUGAACCUUGGACAAUCACAAUGCAGCCCGUAAACGUCUUGUUCAGAGCAGAAGGAUUCAAAGCGUACACUCGCACCACAAACUGCACACACACGCACACAC
Molecule: messenger RNA, 1949 nt
Organism: Puntigrus tetrazona (Sumatra barb)
Lineage: Eukaryota; Metazoa; Chordata; Actinopteri; Cypriniformes; Cyprinidae
Product: sodium/potassium/calcium exchanger 4-like
Exons: 15
Coding region: 68-1579 (503 amino acids)
Biological process (GO): calcium ion transmembrane transport; intracellular calcium ion homeostasis
Cellular component (GO): membrane
Molecular function (GO): calcium, potassium:sodium antiporter activity; calcium channel activity
Source: RefSeq, a predicted model, not a curated record